Molecule: messenger RNA, 2164 nt
Organism: Ictalurus furcatus (blue catfish)
Lineage: Eukaryota; Metazoa; Chordata; Actinopteri; Siluriformes; Ictaluridae
Gene: htra3a
Product: HtrA serine peptidase 3a
Exons: 10
Coding region: 130-1725 (531 amino acids)
Biological process (GO): proteolysis
Cellular component (GO): extracellular region
Molecular function (GO): protein binding; serine-type endopeptidase activity
Source: RefSeq, a predicted model, not a curated record
GAGAGAGAGCUCACAACUUAAAUAUCUGAGCAUUUGAAAAGGAGAGAAGAAACAGCUCAGCUUCUUUCACACAGUCUGCACAUAGCAUGAGCUCUGGUGUGUAACUGUGAUGAUGAUUCAGCUUCAGUCAUGACUCUCACUGACACCGUGUCUGUGCACGCGCUGAUCUGGGGAAAUGUGAUUUAUUCACGGACUUUUCACCGCAUCAUCUCAGUUCACUGCUCUAACCGCAGGAUGCACAUGUUGCUUUUUGCUGUGUCCGUGCUUUUCGCGCAUGCCCUCGCAGGACCCGAGCCGCGCGUGCCUUGUUCAUCCAAAUGCGACAUGACGAAGUGCCCGGCGCUGCGUGCUGCAUGCCAGGGCCGGCGCGUGCUGGACCGGUGCGGCUGCUGCUCGGUGUGUGCUGUAGGGGAGCAGGGAGCAACCUGCGGGCGCAAGCGCGAUCUUCCCUGCGCCGCUGGGCUGGAGUGUGUGCGCUCCGGAGGAAAGAGAUCCUCUAAAGGGGUUUGCCGGUGUAAGAGCGGUCUCCCGGUGUGCGGCAGCGAUGGUAAGACUUAUGAAAACCCGUGCAGGCUGGAGGCGGCCAGUCGCAGAGCGCGGCAGCGUGGGAACGCUCCGGUUACGCACGUGCACAAAGAUCGGUGCGCAUCUGCAGCUCCAGGUCCCACACAUCACAACAGUCCCAGAUACAAGUUUAACUUCAUCGCUGAUGUUGUGGAAAAAAUCGCCCCUGCUGUGGUCCAUAUCGAGCUCUUCCUUAGCCAUCCGCUGUUUGGCCACCAUGUGCCGUUGUCCAGUGGUUCAGGGUUCAUCGUGACAGAAUCGGGUGUGAUCGUGACCAACGCUCAUGUGGUGAGCAGCAGCGCCACUACAGCAGGCCGACAGCAACUUCGGGUGCAGCUUCACGAUGGCAAAACAUAUGAGGCCUCUAUAACAGACAUAGACAAGAAAUCUGACAUCGCCACCAUCAAAGUCAACUCGCGGAAAAAGCUUCCAGUUCUUCCUCUGGGCCACUCAGCUGACCUGCGCCCAGGAGAGUUCGUGGUGGCCAUCGGCAGCCCGUUCGCUCUGCAGAACACUGUGACUACAGGCAUCGUGAGCACGGCACAGAGAGACGGCAAGGAGCUCGGCAUCCGGGACUCGGACAUGGACUACAUUCAGACUGACGCCAUCAUCAAUUAUGGAAACUCAGGUGGCCCUCUCGUUAACCUUGAUGGCGAGGUUAUUGGGAUAAACACACUGAAGGUGACAGCUGGGAUCUCCUUCGCCAUUCCAUCAGACCGCAUUAAUAAAUUUCUAGACGAAUCUUAUGACAAGCAAUACAAAGAUAAACACAGACUAGUUAAAUUGCAGUACACGCCAUCUCAGCCUGUGGUGUCUGACUCAGUGACCUUGAUUUCAGAUGUAAAUGGCACAAAGAAAAGAUUUCUUGGAAUAAGAAUGAUCACCCUCACAAAGGACCUGGUUGAAGAGAUGAAACAACAUAAUCCAAAUUUCCCAGAUAUCAGCAGUGGAAUUCUCCUUCAUGAGGUCAUUCCAGAUUCCCCUGCGCAAAAGGGUGGACUUGAAGCAGGUGAUGUGAUUGUGAAACUAAAUGGCCGUCCGUUGGUCAGCACUGAUGAUAUACAGUCGGCGCUUCAUGGAGACAUGGCCCUUCUUUUGGAAGUUCAUCGUGGCAACAAUAGUUUACUGUUCAACAUUGAACCACGUGUCCUCGUGCAAUAAAAAUAAAAGUUUGCUGGAAAACUGGCAUGGAUUUAGAUGACAUUAGGUUUUAAUGGAAUUUGAAGUGCAAUUAUUUUGUUUAUUUUUAUUUUGUAAGGAUGAGAAGAUGGAGACUACAUAUGAACAACUGAACACUCAACACAAUAUUACAGUUAAGUGCAGUUAAGAUAUGUGAUGUAUAAAUGACCAGACAACAUCGGUACAUUGUAAAUGAUGACUAGGAUUCUACAAGUGUCUCUGAAUUCAACUGAAAACUCAGAUGUGACAUUAUUUUAGAUUCACAUUUUGACAUACAGUCACUGGAGCCAAAUGUCCUAGUUCCCUCACUGUAUUCACUACAAACUACCUGAAAAUGUUCUUUGACAUAACUCGAAAUACACUAAAUAUUUUUAACUGACUGGCUGAGAUAUGUUCUUGGCUACAUCCAGUAGUGUUUAUC